CCAGUUACCAGUACGAUGUCGCUCGUCUCUGAGAAUUGUACAGUGCUCUUUAAUACGGAUAAACAAACGUUGGUGGCCCAAGAGGAAAUAUUAAAACAGUUGGAAGACUCUGAUGACAAGGUUAAAGUCAAGGCACUUAAGUCUGCAAUUCUCAUGAUGCUCGGGGGGGAGCCGAUGCCAAAGAUAUUAAUGACUGUCAUACGUUUUUGCAUCAACACUGAACAUCACGAGUUCAAGAAACUGCUAAUGUUAUUUUGGGAAAUCGUGCCAAAGUAUGAUUCAGAUAAAAAAUUACGGCCCGAAAUGAUAUUGGUAUGCAAUGCACUGCGCAAUGAUUUGAAUCAUUCAAAUGAGUAUGUUCGAGGCUCAAUGUUACGAUUUUUAUGCAAGUUGAGAGAACCUGAAAUAAUAGAGCCGCUUGUACCAUCGAUCAAAUCUUGCUUAAACCAUCGCCAUUCGUAUGUCCGGAAAAACGCAGCUCUUGCAAUCUAUCACAUUCAUAAGCAUCAUGGACAAACUCUAGUCCCUGAUGGUGCGGAAAUUAUGGAAAAUUUUAUCAACGCAGAAUCAGAGGUGGGCUCUCGUCGAAAUGCGUUCCUUAUGCUGUUCAAUGAGGCAGAGGAGCUUGCAAUUGAGUUCUUGGCAACCCACGCCGAUGAAGUAGAUCAGUUCGGUGACGGGUUUGCCCUGCUUGUUCUAGAGCUGACACGCAAGGUUUGUCGCCGCGACCCACAACAGAAGUCAAGAUUUGUGCUCUUUCUAUUUCAGCUGCUUAGUUCUCAGUCUGCGGCAGUCAGCUACGAGGCUGCUUGGACUCUAGUGAGCUUAUCUUCCGCGCCGACGGCAGUGCGUGCUGCAGCGACGACAUACACAGCUUUGCUCUCAUUACAGUCAGAUAACAACGUUAAGCUCAUUGUUUUAGAGCGCUUAGCUGAAAUGAAAAAACGCCAAUCGAGGGUGCUGGCUGAAGUUUUGAUGGACAUGCUCAGAGCACUCGCUUCACCAAAUGUGGAUAUUUGCAAGAGAACCCUUGAAAUAGCAAUCGAUUUGGUCUCGCCGCGCAACAUCGAGGAAGUCGUUCACGUGCUCAAGCGAGAGGUCGUGCGCACUCGCGACUCAGACCUAGAAAACAGUUCUGAGUAUCGAGGAAUGCUGAUUCAUGCCAUUCACACAUGCUCCGUCAAGUUUCCAGAAAUUGCCGGUUCAGUUGUUCAUGUCUUAAUGGACUUUCUUUGUCUCGAGGGGGCUAUGGAUGUGAUCAUCUUUGUGCGGGCAAUUGUCGAGCAGAAUGUUUCAUUACGGGCGGGAAUGUUGGAAAAAUUAAUUAACACUCUAAGUGAAAUCAAGUCAUCGCCUGUUCUUGGCGUCUCCCUUUGGAUUAUUGGAGAGUAUAUUGAAGAUCAAGCUUUGCUCGAUUUGGGGUUUCGUGGAGUGGCGGAUCUACUAGGAAAGUCCCCCUUUCUUGUCCGUCUCUCUCACAAUGACAGCAUUUUACUAAAGACUGAUGAUGCAAUGUUAGAUACUACUACAGCAACAAAAUCUGUGGUUCUUGCCGACGGCACGUAUGCUUCACAGACUGUGGCUAUUGAGCCGCAGCCAAGUUUUGUGAGCGGUGACCCUGUGCUAAGGACCCUCAUCUCCAAGGGAGACGUGUUUUUGGGGACAGUCGCAGUAAACGCUCUGACGAAACUUGUCCUCAAGACUCGUACCAUUCAUGGUGAGAGUCAUCCUACGACAAAGCAGCGCCAGCUCUUGGUGCUAGAUGUAUGCUGUGGCAUAGCCGAGCUCAUCGAGCAUUCCACAGCAGAAAGUUGUAGUUCGAUGAAAAAUAGUCAUAAGGUGUGUUCUGCAGGUGCAGAGACGUUCCAGAAUGUUUGCCUGGGUGCAUCUGCGGACUGUCUUGAGCGUUUGACCCUAUUUGUGAGAUUAUUGUUGGAUGAUGGCAUAGAUCAUGCAAUUCUUGGUUCCUAUUUGAAUGACAGUAGACAGGCAUUUUCGCGUUAUCUGCGCUACACUUUGAGUGCAACGCCGGGAGCUGAAGCCGGUGGCAAAGCUCUACUUGUGUCUGCCCCGACGAUCGCGCAAGUGGAUGAUCUAAUUUCUUGGCGUCAACUACGCCAGGUGACACCUGCGAGCGGUGAAUUGGAUCUAUGUGAUGGCGAUGACUUGAUGCGUGCGACCGGGUUCACUGAGGGGGGGGACUCUGUGGGGAUGCGCCUUAGCCACGUCUAUCAGUUGGCCGGCUUUGCUGAUCCUGUCUAUGCUGAAGCCUGCGUAACUGUGCAUGAUUACGACAUUCUCCUGGAAAUUCUUAUCAUCAACCGCACGCCCUCGACGCUGACCAACCUAACAGUAGAGUUGGCCACCAUGGGCGAUUUAAAGCUCGUUGAGCGACCACAGUCUCUGACUAUUGGGCCACUGGCUCAACGAUCAAUUAAUGCAAACAUCAAGGUGUCAUCAACAGAAACUGGUCAUAUCUUUGGGACGAUAGUCUAUGAGAAUUCUUCAACUGCUGAAAAAACAUUUGUGAAUUUGAACAAUAUUCACCUCGAUAUAAUGGAUUACAUUAGACCGGCCUUGUGCUCUGACGAAAUGUUUCGCUCCAUGUGGGCUGAAUUUGAAUGGGAAAAUAAGGUAGCUAUAUCUACACCAUAGUUGAGCUUGGCGAUUUCUUGGAGCAUAUUGUUUCGAUGACUAAUAUGCGCUGCCUGACACCUCGCUCUGCGCUUGGUGGCACGUCUUCCUUCCUAGCUGCGAAUUUAUACGCAAAAUCUAUUUUUGGCGAAGACGCACUUGUUAAUGUUUCCGUGGAGAAAAAAAAUGACGCCGACGGCAAACUUUGCGGAUAUAUUCGCAUUCGAUCCAAAACCCAAGGCAUUGCACUUUCACUUGGGGACCGCAUCACUGCAGUUCAAAGGAGUAAUACGACAAGCAAUUGAAUUUGUGGGGCAGCUCCCCGGGCUACGCAGUUCCAUAGUGAAACGAAGAGAUAAUUGCAAUCAACCUCGCUGUCCUACAACCGUAAUCGGAUUCUGCCGAAGCUACAACAAUAACGAUCACACCGCCCGCAGAAAAUUCGACGCAACCUAGUUUGGCCGCACCCGGGAAACUCGACGCUUGUCAGGGAAGCCCGUUGCAGGAGCCCGUGGGUUUGCGCGGAUUGGCGGCGGGUCCAAUGUGGGCGCAUGUGGGGCCUCGUUCUUUACCACCGCGAGCCCGCGGGAAAUGCGACGCGUUCUACUUUGGGGCCCGGCCGGGGCCCCGGCGCCUGAAUUAAGCCCCCAGCUGCCGGCCAGCCGCCGGCCAGCCGCCGGCCCACAGGGACGAGAUCAGGACGAGAUCGGCAUCUUAAGUGAGGUUGCCGAGGCAGCCGGUGCUGAACCAGUGCUCGGCUAGAUGUUAAAUACGUCCCGCACCGCGCUUUCCAGGGGCAUACUCCCAACGCCUUUCGCUCUCUAGCCGUACUGGCGGCCUAAAAACAGCUCCAUAG
Messenger RNA from Aureococcus anophagefferens, 3490 nucleotides. RefSeq lists its product as hypothetical. Lineage: Eukaryota; Pelagophyceae; Pelagomonadales; Pelagomonadaceae. Gene Ontology annotation, cellular component: COPI vesicle coat; cytoplasm. The coding region runs from base 16 to 2655 and encodes 879 amino acids. Gene Ontology annotation, biological process: intracellular protein transport; intra-Golgi vesicle-mediated transport; endoplasmic reticulum to Golgi vesicle-mediated transport. The transcript has 4 exons. Gene Ontology annotation, molecular function: structural molecule activity. The record is from RefSeq and is a predicted model, not a curated record.